CUCAAGCAAAUGGGUCACUGAAGGUGAAACGUCAGAAACCUCGCUGAUUGUAUCACGUGAAGAUUGGAGACACUACAGAGUGUCAGCAACGUCAUGGUGUGGACAGAGUCAAAGUGCAUUAUUUCCGCCAUUGAGAGCCAACAUUCGACCUGUCUCUAAUCUCUCAGUAUCACGCCUACACGCGUGCUCGAUGGUGGCAAAACUCCAAUGGAGCCACCCAAACAAGAACGAACUCAUCUUCAACGUCGACGUCCUGAGACCGCAGGACAAAUGGAGGACGGUCGCUCAAGACUUGACCGUCACCACUCUUCUGUACAACCUAACGCAAAGAGGUCAGUACAGUUUCAGAGUUACUGUGGAAACUCGAACACUUGAUGACGGCUGGACAUGGACGAGCAGACCCGUAACAGUCAUCAAGAAUUUCACAAACGCAGUCCCCAUCGUCACACCAAUAAAACUCGAGUUCAAGACGUGGUAUAGCGUCCAUGUGACGUGGUCGGUAGAUAUGGGAGAAGCUGCUAGCGCAACGGUUCGAUUGAGCAGCCGUCAUUCCAUUCUAAAGGACUGGAAACUACUGAAGGAGUAUACAAUCUUCAUAUCGCAAGCCAUCACCUACAAGUCCACCCUGACAUCAGGACAUGGAUACAUGUAUCGGGUCGUCGCCAAUUCUCCUUGCGGUGACAGUAAGGCGGUCACAUCCAGAGACUUCCUAGCAGGAUACAGCGUUCCGAGAGGACCUCCGACUGGUCUUAGUGCUAAGAACAUCGCUCCAGGGGUUGUCAGACUGACAUGGAAGCCUUUACCUAGCGGUAUCUCGGACUACAAGUACUAUGUCGCGUACAACGUCACUGGAUCGAUCAUCGAGCGUGUGAGCUCGUCUAAUCAAGAACUCAUAGUGAGACUCAACAACAACACGUGGUACACGUUCUCCGUUCGAGUAGAGCUAGCCGGCUUCACCAGCGUUGCAAGCAGGACGGUCUCCAUUCUGACAUUACCAGCAGAAUUACAACUACCAUACAGAAUCAGUUUGAUUUCUCGAGGGCUCACGUGGUUAGAAAUACAAUGGAGUGUUAAGGGGGGCAAAACACCCAACAACUACACAGUCUGCUUCCAACCAAAACAUGGAACGACAGAACAGACGGUCACACUUUGUCCCACCGUGUCCCACAAUGUCAAAUCAGCCAAGCUAACGGGUCUAACUCCGUGUACACUGUACGCCAUCAAUGUCACCGCAGUGUCCUCAUCCCAUUUCAAAACGUCACAAAUCAAAGAAUUCCAGACAGAAAAAGUUCAACCAACAGCAUCGAUCAACCUUCAAUGCAAUAACAUGACUCCCACCUCUCUGCUGCUCACUUGGACACAACAACUUGGUUCCACGAGCUGCCCCAUUGACGGAUAUCAAAUCCAAUAUAGAAAGAAAGGCGGAGAUAAACGAGAGCGGACGCACAACACGACGGACACUAGAGCAUACAACAUCACAAAUCUCAAAUCAUGGACAACCUACAAAGUGUCCGUCACUCCAUGGAACACAGCUGGACUCGGAUCUAAAUCGGAUGUUGUCGACUGCAAAACUGAUGUCGGAGUCCCGUCUUCUGCUCCUGUCAUUACACAACUCGUUUCGACAUCUCAUAACAUCACUGUUUCAUGGAAAUCGAUCAAGAAGAGCAAGAGAAAUGGUAUCAUUCGAGGAUACCAUCUCGAAGCUGUCUCAAUCAACACCAGAUCUCCAAUAGUAAGACUCACAACGAAACUACAACCCACGGUCUUCACUCACACGUUCACUCAUCUUCAUCCAUUCACAAAGUUCAACAUCUCUGUUGCUGCCUACACAUCAAGAGGCAGAGGUCCAUCAUCAUACAGUCUAGCCACAACCGAACAAGCACCUCCUGAUGCACCUCAACAAGUUCACAUCUCAAAUGUGCUCGCCAGAAGCCUCUACGUGCACUGGAAACCGCCACCCAUACAAGGCCAGAACAGCAUUAUUACUGCAUACGUCAUUACAACCGCCAGUUUCCAGAAAAACGACGGCAAUGUGAUUAAGACAACAAAGUUGAUCACACCAGCAUUUACAAGAAGGAUCCACGUGACCGGUCUGACUCCAUACACUCGUUACCUUGUGUAUGUCAGAGCUUCUUCAGUCGCCGGAAUGAGCAAAUUCAGUCGGGGAAUCGACUUCAAAACGAAACAAGACGUUCCCAACUGUCCUGCAAUCGAAUCGGUUACUGUGCUGUCGUCGACUUCGUCACUGCUAGUAUGGCAACUUCCAACAGAACCAAACGGUCUAUUGCAGGGAUACACUCUAAGUGUAGUAACAGACAACAAGACAAUACAAACAACAAAACAUGUGGCUACAACCACCAGAGCAAUCAUCAACCAGCUGCUUCCCAAACACCACUACACAGCUCGAAUAGCUGCAUACAACAUAGCAGGCACGAGUGUUGACUGCACAAAGACCGGAUUCACUACAUAUGUCUCAGGGUCACAACCGCCGAGCAAUUUCUCUGCUAGAGCUUUUGUAUCAAACACAAUUAGAGCCACAUGGUCGGAACCAAAGCAUCUUAGCGGUACCCUUAUUGGCUACAAAUUGGUCUAUACAGACGCUUAUAACUUGUCCAGUUUCCUACACCUCGAGAAAAACGAAACACAAACAGAUAUCUCUGGUCUAGCGGGCAGAACGACGUUUAGAUUGACAGUGAUGGCAAUAACUGAAGACAGCGCGAGUGGAAGCAGGACGGAAGGACUAGCAGCUCCCUAUCAAUUAGUUACUACAACAUCAGGAACUAAGUGGGAAACAGAAGCUCCAAGGACAAAAGUGCUCAAUCGGUGGGAGUGGCUUGCGGGAGGAAUAGUAUUACCUGUUGGAAUAACAAUAGCGAUUGUUAUCAUACUGUGUAAGCAACAACGCAGGAGACGUUGCAGGGAUGCCAACGAGUUGACCUCCAGUCCACACCUCCAGGAUCACCAACCGCAACACAAACAGCAACCGACACGUUCGGGCUCAUUCGACAUCUUUGCUGUCGAUGAUACUCUAGACGUCGAGAUCCGUCAGACCCCAGAGGCAAGUACCAGAAAAGAUUUCACUCGAAGAGUCGCCGAGUAUGACGACUGCACGAGCAGUGAAGACAGCAAACAGACCAGCCCAAUUACAGUCAGAGUUCAAUUACACGACAUCGUCGAGCAAGAAACCACAGAAUGAAUAUCCGAGAGUGACCUAAUUUUAUCAGAGAAAGUAAAUUAUUUGCGUCACGAGGUCUCAAACUUAUUUUUAUCAGAGUAGCUCUAUUAAUGCACUAGCGGAUAUUUGUGUACAAAAAUAUCAGACUGCAAGGUUUCUAUAUUCUCUA
Molecule: messenger RNA, 3344 nt
Organism: Corticium candelabrum
Lineage: Eukaryota; Metazoa; Porifera; Homoscleromorpha; Homosclerophorida; Plakinidae
Product: protein sidekick-2-like
Exons: 14
Coding region: 191-3196 (1001 amino acids)
Biological process (GO): cell-cell adhesion
Molecular function (GO): protein binding
Source: RefSeq, a predicted model, not a curated record